Messenger RNA from Anas platyrhynchos (mallard), 14991 nucleotides. It is a transcript of the gene KCNK9, whose product is annotated as potassium two pore domain channel subfamily K member 9. Lineage: Eukaryota; Metazoa; Chordata; Aves; Anseriformes; Anatidae. Gene Ontology annotation, molecular function: outward rectifier potassium channel activity; potassium ion leak channel activity. Gene Ontology annotation, cellular component: plasma membrane. The record is from RefSeq and is a predicted model, not a curated record. Gene Ontology annotation, biological process: stabilization of membrane potential; potassium ion transmembrane transport.
GGUUGUAUGAGUGUAGCUGUGGUGUUUCGGGUUGUGGUAUUUGGGGCUGUGGUGUUUGGGGCUGUGGUGUUUGGGGUUGUGUGAGUGUAGCUGUGGUGCUGGGGCUGUCUGUGUUUAGCUGUAGUGUUUGGGGAUAUGCAUAUGUAGCUGUGGUAUUUGGGGCUGUAGUAUUCGGGACUGUGUAGCUGCAGUAUUCGGCACUGUGGUGUUUGGGGCUUUGUGUGUGUAGCUGUGGUAUUUGGGGCGGUGAUGUUUGAGGUUGUGGUAUUUGGGGCUGUGUGUUACUGCCGUGGUGCCUGGGGCUGUGUUAUUUGGGACUGUGGUAUUCAGGGCUGCGUGUGUGUAUCUGCGGUGCCUGGGGCUGUGGUAUUCGGGGCUGUGCGUAUGGCUGUGGUGUCUGGCACCGUGUCACUGUGGUGUUUGGGGCCGUGUGUCUUCGGGGCUGUGCAUUACUGCGGAGCCUGAGGCUGUGCGUGUGCAGCUGAGCUAUUUGGGGCUGUAGCGUCUGGGGCUGCGGUUCUGGGGGCUGCAGCGUGCCUGUGGGGCUGCGUCCCCCACAGCUGCAGCGCCCACGGCCAUGAGGCGCGGAGCUCGGCCGGCGGUGAGGGGCGGCUCCGCCCGUCCCGGCAGCCACCUCCCCACCACCACCACCACCACCACCACGGCCACCACCGCCCGUCCCCGCUUGUGGCGGCCGAGGCGUGGCCAUGCCGGGGGGAGGCGGGCAGCGAACGGCGGCGGGGGAGCCCCGCGGCCUCUCCCUGACAGGGCGGCGCCGACGGGGUUAAGCCGCUCCCCGCGGCGGGCCGGGGCGAGCUCCCGCCUCCCGAGCCGGCUGCGGGGCGGCCACGGACACACAGCCGGGCACACUCACACACACACACACGGGCACGCUCAUACACACACACACCCCUCACACUCGCUCUCACACACACACACGCCGAGCACACACUCACACACGCGCGGGCGAUGGCAGAGGGGCGCGGGCUUCAUUUUCCCCGAGAUGAUGUCAAGAGCCUGGGAGAAGGAGGAGGAGGAGGAGGAGGACGCUUGCUCUUUUCCUUAACGGCUUUGUUCUAAAAAAACCAUCCGAAAUAAACCAGCCCAGGGGGAGCAGCCGCGAAAGUAGCCUUUUUUUUUUUUUUUUUCUCUUCCAAAUCUUUAUUUAUUUAUUUUUCGUUUGUCUGUGUGUAUCUUCUGCUCCCGGGGGGUGGGAGCAAGGCUCCGCGUCCCAACCCGGGCAGGUGCUCCAGCGGCGGCCGCCUCCCCGCCGCCCUCCCGGCCUCUUUCUCUCUCUCUCUCUCUCUCUCUUUCUCUUUUUCUCUUUUCUCCCCGCCCGCCCGGGGCGGCUCCGGGGCCGCUCCUCCCGCUCGGCUCGGCUCGGCUCGGCUCGGCUCCUGCGGGGCGCUGGCUCCCCGCCGCCCCCGCCUCCUGCCGGGGAUGCUGCCCCCAACUCCCCGCCCGUCGCCUGAUACCACCACCGCUACCACCACCACCACCACCACCGCUACCACCACCACCACCGCCGCUUCUUUCUUCGCCUCCCCGGACUCCGCACCGCGGACACCUGCAGCAAGCCGGCUCCCCGCCGCCCGCCUCGCACGGCGGCCGAAGGAAUAAAAGCGCCCCCAGCCCGUCCCGAGCCUCUCGGACGGAGAAUUUUUUCCCCCAAAAUCUUCUCCCCCACCCCUCCCCGCCUUCCUUCUCAAGCAGCCCCCGGAGCCCAGCCGCUCCUCGGCCCCUCCAUCCCCGAAGAAACUUGGGACGGGGCCGGCUCCAGCCUCCCCGCCGAGCCCUGCCCGGGCUGCGGGGGGCGAAUUGGCGGAGGGGGGGGCCCUCAAAGCACCGCAGGACCCCGUCCCGGCUCCUUCCUUCCUUCCCACGCCGGGGACCCCCCCCUCUAUAACCCCUGGCCUCGGUGCUGGGGAGGAGCGGGGUGUGUGUGUGGGGGGGGUUGCCCUGGAUGGCCCUGCGCACUGGGACGGCUUGGUUUGGGCAGGUCCUGCGCAGAGUUUCCCGGCUCCAAGGCACCUGGUCCCGGCGCUCCAGCAGCCUCCUGUGCCUCUCGUCUGGCCAGGAGCCCGAGCACAAGCUGCCCCCCAGCAGCGGUGGCGGUGGGCGCCGCCGCCGCCUCCCCCGGCAGCUGUCCCCCUGCUGCUGCUGCUGCUGCUGCUGCUGCUGCGGCUGCCGCGGCCUGUCGGAUCCCCGGGCGGCCAGGGGGGGACAUGGUCCCCUCACUCGCCCCUUGCUGGCGGCCAUGAAGAGGCAGAACGUGCGGACCCUGUCCCUCAUCAUCUGCACGUUCACCUACCUGCUGGUCGGGGCCGCCGUCUUCGACGCGCUCGAGUCCGACAACGAGAUGCGGGAGGAGGAGAAACUCAAAGCCGAGGAGAUCCGGCUCAAAGGAAAGUACAACAUCACCAGCGAGGACUACCGGCAGCUGGAGUUGGUGAUCAUGCAGUCUGAGCCGCACCGGGCCGGCGUCCAGUGGAAAUUCGCCGGCUCCUUCUACUUUGCCAUCACGGUCAUCACGACCAUCGGUUAUGGACAUGCUGCCCCAGGAACGGACGCGGGGAAGGCCUUUUGCAUGUUCUACGCAGUCCUGGGGAUCCCACUGACACUCGUCAUGUUCCAGAGCUUGGGCGAGCGCAUGAACACCUUCGUCAAGUACCUCUUGAAACGCAUCAAAAAGUGCUGUGGGAUGAGGAGCACUGAGGUCUCCAUGGAAAACAUGGUCACUGUGGGUUUCUUCUCCUGCAUGGGGACACUCUGCAUUGGAGCAGCAGCCUUUUCCCAGUAUGAGGAAUGGAGCUUUUUCCAUGCUUACUAUUACUGCUUUAUAACAUUGACUACGAUAGGUUUUGGAGACUAUGUGGCCCUGCAGACCAAAGGGGCCCUUCAAAAGAAGCCUCUCUACGUGGCUUUUAGCUUUAUGUACAUUCUAGUGGGGUUGACAGUCAUUGGGGCAUUUCUAAAUCUGGUUGUUCUCAGGUUCUUAACCAUGAACAGCGAGGACGAGAGGCGGGAUGCCGAGGAACGGGCGUCCCUGGCAGGGAACCGCAACAGCAUGAUUAUCCACAUCCAAGAGGACUCCCAGCAUGGUCGGCCGCGGUACAAGGCCGAAGUAACAGACCUUCAGUCAGUUUGUUCCUGCAUGUGUUACAGGUCCCACGAGUACACCAGCCGGGUGGUGUCCCACCAAAAUUCGUUCAGCUCGAAGCUGAACCCCCAGUACUUUCACUCCAUCUCUUACAAGAUAGAGGAGAUCUCGCCAAGCACAUUAAAAAACAGCCUUUUCCCAUCUCCUGUCAGCUCCAUCUCACCUGGGUUGCACAGCUUUACAGAUAACCACAGGCUGAUGAGAAGGCGAAAGUCCAUUUAAAGUGAUUUGUCUUCUUUUGCUUUCCUUGUUUUCCCCAGUUCUUCUCUGUUGUUUUAUUUUGUUAUGUUUUUUUCGUUUGUUUUGUUGUUUUCCUUGAGUGAGACGGAGCGAGGCCGAAGGGAGUAGAGAAAGCCAGUCCUCCUCUGAGACUCAGCUCUUGAGCAUGAAGCAUGGAUUAUUACUGUUCCAGCAAAGUAUGCCUUACAUUACCCCCUCGGUGGAUGUCAGAGGAUUCAAGGUGACGUGAAGUUGGUACCAAAUCCAAAGUUGCACACACAGCUGGGAGCCUUCAUGUGCCACUGGCACUCCUGACCUAAUAAACUAUUUUCCUCACGAGCAGGUUGCAGCGUGCGUGCUUGCGUGCGUGUUGGGUGCGUGUGGGUGGGUGUGUGCGCGUGCAAUUCCACAACUAGUGCCAUGUGACAAAAUUAAAGCAUCAGGUAUUAUUUUUUUUUUCCCUUGAGGCAAUUGUGUUCCAGCCUGCUUUUAACUUUUUAGAUUGCUUCCAAAAAGAAUGGGGAGGUGGGGAGGGGAGCCAAUUUGUUUCCUUUUUUGCCAAGACAAGCAUGCGCCAUAAGCAGUCAAUAUACCAGGUGUAUCAUGAUAAAUUUUUUUAAUGCUAGAUUUUAGAUUGUAUUAACAUUACAAAAAGGCAGGAAACGAUGGAUCAUUUUAGCUUGCCAGUUCAAAAUUUAAAAAAAAUAAAAUAAAAUAAAGCAUGCACUUUGUAAAACUGGUAUGCAUAAUAAAAACACAAGAAAAACUAGCAAUGGAAUUAAUAAUCAAAAGCAAGUAAUCCUGUUGAUUUAACUAUAUUUACUUUCAUCAUUUGAAACUGUUCCAACAAUUUGCAAGUGGAUUUUUUUUAAGAUCAAUUGGGAGAAUUGUUGGAACUACAGAGUGUAUUUUGUUGUUUUUAUUUUAUUUAUAAAAAAUAUUAUUAUUUUAUUAUUAUUUUAUUGUGCAGUAAUUACCUGCAUGAAUAGGAAUUAUAUAUUUUUUUGAAUGCUUGGAUUAGGAUGGGUAUAAAUAGGUGGAUGUAUAUUUUUUCUUAUAUAAUAGUGACAGGGCAUUCCUUGUUUUAAAUAAAAAAAAUAAAGAUGAUUGUCUCUAAAUGCUUUUGAUUUGUAAAUAAUGGAAAGCCUUUGUUGGUCUCAGGAAGAAUUCAAGGGACAGUAUCUUGUGUUUGGCUCACUGGGAACUUGUGAGAUUAGAUGUGAUAUUGCUUUUUUGCUAGGCAGAAAGGCAAAAUGCAUUUAGCAGUAAUGGGCAAAAGCAGUUUUACUCCAGUGUUUAGAGGGUAACAUUGGGAGUGAUUGCAUUGGCAAGCUGUAGUAGAUGAUGUUGAGACCAAGUUGUAGAGUUGUUCCUUGGAAAUUGUCCUUUGCUCAGUUGUUCAUCCGGACCAAACAGACUUUACAGAACCAAAUUAGAGGCCUAAUCCAGCUCCCUUUUAAGACAAUAGGAAUUUGCAAUGAUUACAUGAGAUUUAGUGCUUUGGGAGAUUUAUCUUUAAUUUGACGGCGGUAGGACUGGGAAUUUUACAAACCUGCACCAUUGUCUCUGAUUUAAUCCUAUCUUUUAAAUUGCCUUCCAUGUUAAUUCGCCAUACAAAACCCAUCUUUUUUUGGCACUAAUCACUUCCUGCUGAUUCUACCAUUUUGUGCUUUCAUUGUAAAAGCAAUAAUCCUCCUUUUAUAUAUAUAUAUAUUGAAGUAGAUGGUCUGUUUUCACACAAACCCCAGCUCUAAGCUCUGUGUGCUGAUGGAUGUUGAUACACUAUCAAAGAGGCAUCUAUAGAGAGCAUUAAUAGGGAGAAAGAAGGAAUGUCCUUCCUUCUCUUUUCUCCCUGACUUUAAAUGACUAGCUAUAUCAAAUAUCUUCAUGUUCUCCCUGAUUUUGAUAUUUAUUUCAAUGAGUAAAUGAAAUAACUUUGACUUCCCUAUGCAACUUCUUUUGGGAUUUUAAAUUGCUCUGGCAUGCAAAAAUCCUUUAAAAUGAAUGAAAAAUUAGCUUAUAAUUCUUAAUGAGAGUAGAUGAGAUGGACUUUUUCAGCCUAACAUGUGGGUAUAACAUCUUUCAGCAUAGUAAGAGAGCAAGCUGGGUGCAUUAAUGAUGUGCUGCUGUUACCAUGACCUAAGGCAAAUGCUGAUGGCAAAAGUGUUGGAGCAAGUAUACCUAGAAAAGCAGUUUCAGGAUGUAUUAAACAACCCCUGUGAAAACUAUCUAGAAUAUGGUUUCUGGAGGGUGGCCCAUAGGGUUCACCAUGCUGUCAAAAUUCACUUUCAUAGUGCCAUUGCUGAUGGCAUCCCAGGACUGCAAAUAAUUGUAGGUUUUUUUUUCUUGCUAAGGAGAUUAGAAAAAAUAUGUACGUAUCUGUAUCAUGUACAAGUGCUGGGUAUGUUUGACACUGGGGUAAAGCAGGAAAAAUCUGGGAUUUUGCAGAUUUCAGGAGGGUGAAAUUCUAUCUGCCUAUUAAAGAUGAACUUUUGUAACAGGACUUUGAGCCAAAACUUUGAACAGUUUUGUGAAAAACGAAGUUGUAUUUUAAAAAGCAUUGGUUAGCUUUUUUUUAUUUUCUUUAAGAAAAGAGGAAAAUUCUAUUUCUGCUGCAUAUAAAAUAAUUUUGAAUGUUCUAUAAACAGUCUUCUUCUUGAACUCCAGAUAUUCAAAGCUGUUACAUGUUCUAGCUGAUUUGUUACUUAAUUUCCCCUCUGGAACCAUAAAUUAAGUUAAAUGAAGGGUAAAUUUUAGCACAGGGGGUAUUUUAACCAGGGGAGGAACUUACCUAGGGGGUCAUAGGUUGUCUGCCGCUUAAUCUUUACAUUAAAAUUGAUUGUCUUUCUAAAAACUCUAGUUUAAUUUAGUCAAAGUUUAUGGAUUUGGUUGAAGAAAUCUACAUGUGUUGAUAUGAUGGAGCCAGAGUAGAUGUUUGUAGUGAUACUUCUGAGUCUAAAGGAUGUAGGGAGUUUGUAUGUUGGAAAGCAUUUUGGAAAAUAUGUCUGCAUUCAUUAAGAUUUAAAAAUAUUUAAAAUUUAUUUUUACCUUCUGCCUGAAGAAUUCACAAUUCUGUCCAGUCUAUAUUUUUGGUGCACAUACGAUUUUAAAGUGGCAAGGCAUUUCCUUUGCAAGCCUCAAUACAUUCAGACACUUGUAUGAGCUCCUGCAGGACUUUUCUUUGUGAGCAUACACAAAUACAAGAACUCCUGUGCGCACACAUCAGUAAACCAAGCAAAAUAUGCUGAAAAUGCUUCUCUCUUGUUGUUUUUGUGGUUUUUGACUGAUGCACAAAUCUUGACUUGAUCUGUUUGUAACUGGAACAUGCAGUAUCUUGGAAAGAGUAGCUUUUGUCCAAAGUUAACCCCAGCUUUUCACUAAAACAUGCAAAAUCAGUCCGUGAAAGUUGAGCUGAUUUUUGUCUGCUCCAUCUCUGGCUACUUACUGCCCUACCAUCUUUCCCUCCAAUGCCACUUUUCAUGGCAUAUUUUCUUUGGUACGUUACUAUUCUAUUCUACUUAAGAUACUAGUUCUUUAAGAACAGCUUUUCUUGCUUUCUACUCACUCUUUCGAAAUACAGCUAUUUUCUUUAAAUUUUGAGAUUGAAGCAGGUAGUAGUGGUGCCACUUAUGACAAUACAUUCUAAUAUCCAAAAUACCUAAUCUAUGUUUCCAUAGCACAGAGACUUUUGCUAUCGCUUUGUGAUGCACUCCCAUUCCCCAGAGUCUCAUUUCCCCUAUUAUUAAGCAUUCGAAAUAAUAAUAAUAAAUCAGAUUAAUCUAUUUAUGUCACACUAAUGUGCUGUUCAUCAAAACAACACAAAUUUAGCUCCCUGCUGUCGACUUUGAUUAUAUAACAACCCCAUUAUCCUAUCAUAUUUCAUAUUAUCAUCAAAGGAAAAAAUCAGUUUGAUCAGUGAAGCACCAAAAUAGCUUUGACUGAGCAUGCUGUGAUAUGGAAACGAAAGAGGAAACAAUAGAGCCACACAGGCACAACUCUUCUUGCUCUUCAUUACUGCAUAAGGAAGAUCACAACUGGUCUAACUGGGGCUGCUUCACCAGAACUUUGUACAUAUUUGUGCUUUACAAGAAUGAAGGGGACAUCUUUGGAAGAGGUGUCUGGAUGUUACAUGAUGAUGUCUGGAUGAAGGAUUCCAAAUAGGUUCUUGGUUGUUAAUGAAUAGAGAAGAUGGACAGUGAUCCUCAGCAAUAGAUCUCAGUUUGGAUUCCUCUGUAAUAGCUUAUUAGAACAACAUUAGCAACAUUAAAAAAAAAUAAGUAAAUAGGGAAGUGACUGAGUUAAUCUCCUGUAAUAUCUACUGUAAUGUAGAUGGUUUCAUUAGCUUCCUAUGCUUCGAUCAAAGAAAUUCCAGGGAAAUAAUCAAGAUAAUUGCAUAUUCAACUUAAGCAAGGUAAUUUCAUGUUUUCUCUGACAAAUGUGAAGUUUUUUGAUGUGGAAAAAUGACUCAUUUGUUGCUAAAAGCUUUAAAAAGAGCGGUCAGUGGAACCAGGAUGAAGAAGGGAAGUGUUCCAGAAUGAUUUGGUGUGUGCAGACCAGAGGGCAGGGGCUUGGGUUGAAGUAGCUUUCUGUUGAAGUUUAUGUCCUCAUUUAGCUUUAUGUAAUAUUCCUGUUAAUAUUAGGAUCCAAUUAAGACAGUCAUUUAAAAUCUUUAUGAGGAAGCCAGACCAGAGAGACGUGUUGGAGUGUGUCCAUUACAGUAAUGUUAUGGACUUUUUAAUGCAUAUUUCAACAAGACACUAUUAUUGACUGGAAUAUUGCACAAAUUACAAUGAAAAUCACACCACAACUACUUUCAUCAACUAGAAGUGCAUAAUGCUCACAGAAUUGAAAAAGAAAUAUUGCCUUUCUAACCAGCCUGCCUGUCAUCUAACUUUAAUAUCAAACUUUAUUUUGGGAACUUCAGCAAGAUAAACCAUAUGAAAAGGAUUAGACAUCAUAAUGAUGCACCAAACUCAAAAUAAAUAGAAUAAUGACAUUGGACACAGAGAAAUUGAUUACAGAUGGAAGGCACUCUGGGACUCUUACGCUAGUUAAUCUGAGCUCAGAGACUGAAUUAUAGCCAUGAAAACUGACGGGAGCCUUUGCCAAAAUGCAGUUUGCAAUUAUUUAAGAUGUAGAUAAUGAACAUGGCAGCAGAACUUUCGCCCGUAUAAGUAGUAGCAAGGCAAAAAAAAAAAUGUUCUCAACAGGAAGAGUACUUAAUGUUAUUUCCAGUCGAAACCACAGUGAGGUGAUACUGAAGCCUGUUGUGUUUUUAUCUGGGUAGAAUUAGUCUGGGAGAUGCUCUCUGCUCAGAUAUGGUUUAUACUUAGUUUUAUUAGCCUAAGCAUUAUCAACAAUUGAUAACUGCUGAUAACUGUCAACAAUUAUCUUGUUGACACUUCACCACACCCAUUUCCCAACCCAUAUCUAAGUAUGUCAGGAACUGGAGAGCUGAUGUGCUGCUUUGGGUGAUCACAGAGAAGUGUUCAGGACAAUGAAAUUGGGCUCCAUGGAGGCGUCUUCACUCCUGCAGACCUCCUGGAGAUAUAUUUGAUUUAAAGGUGUUGUGCAGUCCAGCACUGACAGUAUUUCAAUGGUUACUGCUGAUGAGAUUCAUGGUGCUCCUGAUUCUCCGGUUAGGUUUUUGCUGCUGCCUUUGUUGAAACCAAGACAUUAUUCAGCCAGCCCAUCCUGAAAAGUGGAGGGAUCCCUGUGAUAUAUUUUGCUAGUGAUUAUGUUUUCUUAUACUAGUGCUCCUAAGUGAAAGAAGGGCUCAGUGGGAUGUAAGCAAACUCUUAGCUACUCUGUAGAGUCUGUAGUGGCAGGACCUUCUCUGAAGCCAGCAGAAGCUGUACUAAAGCUAAACUUAUUCAGACUGUCCCUAAGUCUUUCAUUUCUUUGGAAAAUUUUCAGUGAUCUCAUUUUCGGCUUUUCCCUUAAGGGGCUUCUGCAACCAGUCUGACUGAUUCUCAGUCAAACAGUAUUGUUCUUCGCACAAAUUUCCAAGUCAUGUACAUGUACACAGCAGUAUUCCUUUGGGGGAAAGUCCAACACAAAGCUUUAAAUUAAGGAGCUUUCAGCAUUUGCAUCUUCUUUACACUGGGAGCUCCACAAAGUUACUCCUUGUGCACACUGGAGAAUGCAGACACGGUAAAUGCGUGAUGGUUGGUUUUGCUCAUGUCCUUGGUGGAUAUUGCAGCUGCUGAGCUGACCCUUGCUGGACUGUUCUCUGAAGCUGGUGGCUUUAUAUUGCUGUGAAUUGGUAAGCUACAGAGAAAUGAAAGUGCUGAGGGCUAAUUUUUUCUCAUGCACUUUUCCAAUAUGGUAACCUAACUGAUUUGGGUGCAAUACAACGAGUCCAGAUUUACACGCCACUGAAAUUAGAAUGUGAGCCUCUAUUUAACUCUUAGAUAUGAUAUCUGUAUCUUCAACUAGUGCUUGCCGUGAACAAAUUUUCCUAAACUUAAUGGUGAGAGUAGAAAGACCUGAAGACAGCAGUCAACGUGUAUAACUUAUGUGACUGUAUUUUUCUUGUUGGAAUCCAGGCAACCAAAGCUUUCUGCUAAUUUUAGGCUGUAAAUAUUAUCUUUGGGGUCUUCAGCCUUCAAUUUUCUCUCCUUUUGUGAAUAUUGUAAUUAAGAAAUAUCCCAGAGCCUUCCCUCACCUUCCUUUCUGACCAUGUAAGGAUUGCUGCCAUAUAUUAAUACAACAGAUGAUAAGGAAAGAAAAAAAAAAAAGAGAGAGAAAAGAGAGAUUAAUGCUGCAAUUUUAUUGGUAAUUAAUAUUCACAGUUCCAAGCUCUGUCAUGUUUUAGUUCACUUUGAGAAAUGCAGAGCAAACAGCAGCAUGAUAACAUUUAUCAUAGCUGGCUAAUUCACAAGUGAAGCUAGCAAAUAUAAUAAUUGAAACUAUGCUCUAUAAUGCAUCUUCCUCAUGCAUGAGUUCUGAUACCGCUAGCCUGGCUUUGAUUCAUCGUUUAUCUGGUCUGUGGAACAGCUUGCAGUAAUUGCUCUAUCCAGAGCACUACACUUGAGGCUAGAAGGAAGAUCCAUUGCACAGACAGUGGCCCUCCGGCUUUCUCCAUACGCCCUCCCCAUUCUCUACCCAGACAUUAACUCAUUAGCUUGCCAUUUCGUAAACGUAUGCUCAAACCCAAGAUCACCACAUUCUGUACUUUCCCCUAUCAUGUAUUAAUGAAAAGCAUUAUGCUACAGAACUGCACCCUGGGGAAGGAAAUGUUCCACUCUAAUUACUACUGACAAAAGAAAUCUACAGAUUGAUUAAAAACAAUAUGCGGGGAAUCAAAUAGGAAAUGCAAAGUGCACAAACCUGCAAGGGUGAAAUCCACUUGUACCCUAGCUGGGAUGCAACAUAUUGGCCUGGGAGGAGAGUUUGGGGGUGUUUGUCUGGGGGAAGGCCUGAGCACUAGCAGAAAGCACAGAUGAUCUGAGCUUGCAAAGAGAUGCAGUGGUUUACUUGUUGUCUGUAGAUCAUUGGUAAGGUCUGUGGUGUUGUUUCAAAUUAAGGACAAGCCAUGGGUCUUCUGGGUGUAGCCUGUUUGCUAUCCAUCUGCCAUCAUCCUCCCAGGCAAGAGUCACAGGAGAUGUGGGCAGGAUGAAGCAUAACAGGGUCAUGGUAGAGUGGAUUGUCAUUAGUGAGACCACAAUACUGAUGUUGAUGUUGAACAGGGAGCAGCAAAAAUUGUGUCUUCUAGAGCCUCUUCCUCUCCUGUUUCUGGAAGAGAUCAGUUGCACCAUCCUCCCUAUUGCCUGUGGCAAAUCUGUACUGCUCAGAAAGGCUUGGACUGGGGUCUCCUUGCCCAUCUGUGAUAUUAUAUCCCAGAGUUGUUUUGUAGAAAUGUGUGGGAAAUGCUAAGCUGCUCCAGCUGGGUUUGGGAGGUCGUGGUACAGCCUUUUUGUAUUGACUGUGUUUGGACAGUUCCUUCGUGUCCAAACAUAAUCAAAAUUGACCUUUUGAGAAAUAAUGGUAAUUCCUUAUUGCACUCUCUCUCCCUGCAGCACUGGUAUGCAGCUCCUUAAUCAUAAUUAUUGUUAAGACGCUAAUUAAUUUGAUAACACUAUUUAAUUAGAUUAGCUGAAGUACAGUGUGUAAAUGAUUUUGGCCUCCCAGAGUCUGAAAUCUGAAGUCUACAAAAUGAUUUCCAAAAGGCCUGCUCAGUAGUGGCACUGCAGACAUGGAGGUCAUGCCACGUUGUCCUGCUGACAAGCAUCAUCUUGGCACGUUGACUGGAAGUGUCUGGGGAAAGGAUUUUAGCUCAGAUCUAGUAUACGGAGCUAGGCCCUCAAUUCCCACUGAACUAAAUAGGUGCUUAAAUGUCUUUGUGGUAGGCUUUGAGCCUGAGUUUUCUCUUACUUGUAGAGAAAAGAACCAGUGGUGUGUCUUAGAGAGAUGGCAUGACCCAGGUGAUCUGUAAGAGGUUGUAUUUCAGGAUGGAGCAUGGUUCUGGUACCCAUUUGGCCAUUUGCAGCAUGGCCAAAGGGUCUCAGCUGUGUUGUCUGGGAAGGAUUGUGCUUUGAAGAGAGAGCCCCAAGUUGGCAGCAAGGCAGGGAUGAGCACAGGGAUGGGUUGCUGGAUGUAUGUGCAAACACGUCUGGACCACCAGCGGAAUGGAGAAGGUGCAGCUGAGUUUCUCCAUCACAAGCUGGGUUGAUGAGGGAGCUGAUGCUAUGGCAUAUCCUUCUCCCAACCCCUGUCUGAGCAAGGAUUACAGAAGGCAGAGCAACGGAGUUGAUUUCUGCCUGUCCUCUGGGUGAGGGAGAAGGAGGACAGGAUUAAUUUCUAGCUUAUGCACUGGGCAAGAGCUCAGGGCAGCAUUCUCCUUGGAAACCAAGACUAGGGCCAUCUGCAUCUCUUUUGUAAAAUAUGAAUAAUACUGCUUACCCCCUUCACAGGUGUUGCAAAGAUUUUAAUAAGAAAGGGUCUGUCUAGGACCAUGAAACUAGUGCAUGGUGGGUCUCAUUGCUGUGUGUUCAACUUCGAAAAAUGUGUUGCAACAUUCUGUAAAAGGGGGAAAAAAAAACCACAAGCAAUCUGUACUUUGAAAAAUAAGAGGAGGCAGAUUAAUGUUUAUCUUUUCAUCUUUUUUUUUCCUCGUUUGAGCUUGGAUUUCAAUAAAUGACUCAGGGCAGUCAUUGGAAUAGGUAUAAUGUGACUUCUCUUGCGGCACUACACCUGUUAGAUGAAAUUAAAUCAAAUCUUCUCAACGUCACUAAGAAGCCAGAGUUUCUGUUGUGUUGGUGGCAGAGCUUUGAGAGAGCUCUAUAUCCAUUUCUUCUAGUGUUUCCUUUAAGGGAUUUAGUACCCUUCUCUAAUCUCUAUGAUUUGUUCUUCUGAGAGCCCCUUCUGAACAGUGACGUGGGCACAUCUCGUUUCUUCUUUUUGCAAGUCAUCCAGAUGGGUCUGUUGGGCAGCUCACAGCUAUUCAUUGUGGUCAGGGCUACUGGAACAUUCUUCUCCUUGCCCUGGUAAGCUACAGUUUUGCCAAAGGAUUGGCUAAGGGAACACAGGAUUGAAGAGACUUGUGAGAUCCUUUUAAAAAUGCCCAGUUAGUUGUGAUUUCUUUUUUAUUUUCACUGGACACUCCUUUCACAUUCGUCAGCAUCUCAGCCCCAGUUGUUCUUCAGUGACAUCUCUUUCCAUCUCUUUUCUUUGUAGAAUUCCUGUCACACACAUUUUCUAGCAAAGAUGGUUAUCACAUUGCUCCUUCUUAGCAUAUUUUUUCAAUUCUAUACUGCAGUCAGAGGCAGCAGUAGGAAAUGUCUCUUCGUGGUUGAUACUAUGCUGUUUCAAUUCUCCUGUGAAGAUUAGAGCUACAGAGUCUGGUGUGGUCACCACUUGCUGGUAUGCUCAACACAACUCAGUGAUCUCCUCUUGCCAGUUUACCUCCUUUUUGACUGUUCAGCUGCAUUUAUAUUGUGUCAUAUAAUUUCUGUAUAAGUUGUCAGUGCAGGAAUAUUUUGUGGAUACUGGAGGAUACGCACGCUGACUGCAUAACAAGAUGGAGAUCCAAAUGUCCAGGUUCCAAGAGGGUUGAGACUCUGCUGCUCUAGCAGUAGGCUUUAUUAAGUCAUUUCCUGGGGACCACUCCGGGAACCUCUCUUUUAGUCUUUAAUAUUAACAAAUUUGGUUAGUCCACCCAAAAUUAGUUUGGGUGUCAGUAUUCUUGGGUUGAACCCAUGAAAAAAGAACUGGUAUAUGUUCCAGAAAGAGUCCUGUCUACUACUAACUUUUUUAACAAGCUAAUAAGCAGAAACAAUGAGAGACUGUAUCAUUCUUUACAAUGCAAACCUAAUCUGUAUUUCUUUACAGAAUGUAAAUUUCUUAUAAUAUGCUAUACAACCAAUAAUCCAGCUGUUACUUUACUGCAAGGUCAGGAGUGAACUGUGGAAGGAAAAAAAUGUUUUCUUUUUCCUCUUCCCUUGACUUGUUAAGAUUUGUGUGUCUGUUUGUUGCCAUUGAGGAGUAUUGACUAAAACUUUUGAUCCUAGUGAUAUGAUGGCAAAGGAAAUUAUUUGGAGCUGGAUAGGUCAAUGGGGAAUGGGAGGGGGGCUUAAAAAUUGUUUCCAGUAGGCCAAAAGAAUGUGGAUACUGUCUCUUCAAGGUGCAAUUUCUUCAACAAACUGUUCAUCUAUGAGAAACAGGGAUAAAAGUGUUCAAUUUGGGACCUAAGGAGUUUAUAUGGAAAUUCUUGGAUUUCUUCCAAACACACAUACAUGUUGAAAUUAAAUUGUGAUUCCUACUUUGGAGACUGAGCCUUCCUGCUCAGGCAGAAGCGUGUGUGUAUGUGUGUGUUUGUGAGUGUGUGUUGAUGCUAUGUCUCUUUUGGAUCUCUUGACACUUUUUGGUGCAUUUUUGUACUUCUUUGAAUGUGCAUAUGCGGACUUACCGAUGGUAUACUGACGGCAUUCUAAAGGCCCUCAACAGCCUGAGAUAGAGCAAAACUCUCUAAAUUUCUGCCCUGGUUGAUACAUUUUCUGUGCAGCACACAGAUCAUUAGGAGCAUGGUCUUCUAGAAAGAGAAGCACUUUAGCUGCUUGGCUGUGGACUGCACUGAGAAUUUACCUCCUGGAAGCAGUUUUCUCUGCUCAUUUCAGACCUCUAACAUCAACAUAGUUGUUGAGCUGGUCCUAGUAAAGGAGAAAGAGCAGGUCAUAAGCAUCAAGAUGUGAUUUGUUAAAUCAGUGAUAACUUGAUUACAGAGAACCAAAUUAAAGAUGUUUUUGUGUUUUCAUUUCUUUUUCUGGCCUUCUCCAUAACGGGAGAGGAUGCCUUCACACAUGGCCUUAGAAUGCCGUACUGGAGUUAGAAUGCAACAACAGUCAAAUGAAAAUAAGAUGUAUUGCAGCUUAUAUAAAGAAUGAAAACUGUAUCACACAAAUGUUUACAAGUCCAAGUAGACAGCGAACCCCUGUACAAUAUGUAAUUUAUGCAAGGGAUUGCAUCUUUCUUUUGUAAUGAAUGCACUAAGCAACCCUGUAUAUAUUUUACAAUGUCUUUACAGAGAAAAAAAAAAAGAAUCAUUUACUGUAGUGUUGUAAAAUAAUGCACUUUUCUAAUUUUUUCAUUAAAAAUCCUAUGGCACGUUUUCA